Molecule: messenger RNA, 1767 nt
Organism: Moesziomyces aphidis
Lineage: Eukaryota; Fungi; Basidiomycota; Ustilaginomycetes; Ustilaginales; Ustilaginaceae
Source: the annotation of a GenBank genome assembly
AUGGCUCCCACUGCUACUGGUGCUUCGAACCAUGUCUCGCAGGCCCUCGCCGAGCACCGUCUCUCGAUGGUCGGCGCCACUGGCGCCAAGGGCCUCAUCAAGAACGCUCGUACCUUUGCCAUCGCCGUCUUCGCGUCCAUGGGUGGUUUGAUCUACGGCUACAACCAGGGCAUGUUCGGCCAGAUCCUGAGCAUGCACUCCUUCCAGGAGGCGUCCGGUGUCAAGGGUAUCACUAACCCCACUCUUGGCGGUUUCAUCACCGCCAUCCUCGAGCUCGGCGCCUUCGUCGGCGUGCUCAUGAACGGUUACGUCUCGGACGCUUUCGGUCGACGAAAGUGUGUCCUCUUCGGUCUCGCGUGGUUCCUGCUCGGCUGCAUCAUCCAGGCUUCCACAACCGGCGGCUCCUACGACUUCAUCACCGCCGGCCGCGCUAUUGUGGGUGUGGGAAUUGGUUCGCUCUCGAUGAUCGUCCCUCUCUACAAUGCCGAACUCGCUCCUCCUGAAAUUCGUGGUGCCCUCGUAGCCCUGCAACAACUGGCCAUCGUUGCAGGCGUCAUGAUCAGCUUCUGGUUUACUUAUGGCACUAACUACAUUGGCGGCACUGGCGAUGGACAGAGCCGCGCAGCAUGGUUGAUCCCCGUCACCGUCCAGAUCCUCCCCGCCCUCAUCCUCGGUGUCGGUAUCUUCUGGCUUCCUGAAUCGCCUCGUUGGCUCAUCGAUGUUGGCCGCGAGCAGGAGUCGCUUGCCAUCAUCGCUAGCCUUCGUCGUCUUCCCGAGUCGGACCUCCUCGUCCAGAUGGAGUUCCUCGAGGUCAAGGCCCAGAAGCUCUUCGAGGACCGCGUCUCUGCGCACGACUACCCCGAUCUCCAGGACGGCUCCCGAUCUUCCAACUUCAAGCUCGGCCUUGCUGGUUACAAGUCGCUCUUCACGAACCCGGCCAACCUCAGGAGGACCCUCGUCGCUAUCUUGAUCAUGCUCUUCCAGCAGUGGACCGGUAUCAACUUCAUCCUCUACUACGCCCCCUUCAUCUUCAAGCAGAUCGGACUCUCGGGCAACACCAUCUCGCUCCUCGCCUCUGGUGUGGUCGGCAUCGUCCUCUUCCUUGCCACCAUCCCUGCCGUCCUCUACAUCGACUCUUGGGGCCGCAAGCCUACGCUGCUUGCUGGCGCUGUCAUCAUGGGUAUCUGCCAUCUGUCGGUUGCCAUCAUCAUCGCUCGCUGCGGUGGCGACUGGCCCGCGCACCGUGCUGCCGGUUGGGUUGCCUGUGCCUUCGUCUGGAUCUUUGCUGCUGGCUUCGGCUUCAGUUGGGGUCCUUGCGGUUGGAUCAUCGUUGCCGAGGUCUUCCCUCUCGGUCUGCGUGCCAAGGGUGUCUCGAUCGGUGCGGCUUCCAACUGGCUCAACAACUUUGCCGUCGCCAUGUCGACGCCCGACUUUAUCACCGCUGCUCCUUACGGUGUCUUCAUCUUCCUCGGAGUCAUCUGCUUCGUCUCGGUGGCGUACGUCAAGUUCUUCGUGCCCGAGACCAAGCUCAAGACGCUCGAUGAGCUCGACGCCGUCUUUGGCGACAACUCGGGCAGGUCCCAGUGGGAGGCCGGUAUCAUGCUCCAGGCCCAGCGCGAUGUUGGUCUGCUCCGUCUCGCCGGUAUCGAGGAGCCCAAGGGUGUGCACGGAGACAACGUCUCGGAUGACGUCGACGAGAAGGGAUCCGACAUCCACUCGGAUGGUGAGGUCAAGAAGGAGGGUCACACCGUCGUCUCCACCGCCUAG